AUGGACACUGCUGCCACAAGUGAUUCAUCUUUGGAGUUGCCUCCCACACCACCAGCAGACGACAGUCCAUUCUACUCAAACCACAACAAUACAUCAUUGCACAAUACACAAUUCUCUACCGUAGCAUCGUUGCUAGUAGAGAACGAGCAAGCUGAUAUCCCGCUUGAGCCGUUCCUUCCUUCGCUUGCUGCUCCGGAUCAAGACUUUGAGCUUUUCCCUUGUAACCAAGAUACAGAAAACUCGCAGCUGGAGCCACCGAUAUCGCUGUUUAGCGAUUUACCAGGAGAGACAAGCAAUUGA
This is a messenger RNA of Lichtheimia ornata, 300 nucleotides long. RefSeq lists its product as uncharacterized. Bases 1 to 300 code for a protein of 99 amino acids. The transcript has a single exon. The record is from RefSeq and is a predicted model, not a curated record. NCBI's taxonomy places the organism in Eukaryota, Fungi, Mucoromycota, Mucoromycetes, Mucorales, Lichtheimiaceae.